AUGCCCCGUUCCCGGCAAUCCUCCAUCAGGGACGUGAUGCUACAUGAAGGUGUUGACCUGCCUUAUGAUAUCGUUACCUUGAGGCGGGAGGGCACCUUUGGAGAUGCAGCCGAGCUUUACCAUGUCAAAGUCUACAACAUGUGCCUUCAUGAGAUAUUUUCAGGGAUUGCUAAGUCCGAAUUUUGUGUCGAUCGCUUUGCACCUGUUGGCUCGAUCCUUGGCAGUGGCAUCAUUCUGAGCCUGGGUGCGCUUUUUGCAAGGAGCACUGCCGGCGAAGGAUUCAAUAGCAUUGGCCUACACAACAGCUCCGAGAAACGAGAUGACCAGCUGAUUUGGAAAGUUUUCUCUCCGGAACCACUGACAGCCGAGCAAUCGAAGAAGCUCUUCCCGAAUGGGCCCAAAUGCGAGACAGUUGGGUGGUGGGCCUACCCGAAGUAUGAGGCGACCGGCAAAAAGUUGGCGGAUGCCGCAUUCUGCCUGGAUGGAGCUGGCCUCUACUACUGCAAUGCAAUCGAGGAAGCGGCUAGUGCCAUGGAGAUGGCUGUGCUGGGAGCAAAGAACUGCGUUCUGCUCGCCAGCAACCGUCUGAAAGGAGCCACAAGCAACAUCGACACCCCCUCACUGCCAGCGCGGCUUUGA
Symbiodinium sp. CCMP2456 is the source of this 639-nucleotide messenger RNA. Lineage: Eukaryota; Dinophyceae; Suessiales; Symbiodiniaceae. The record is from the annotation of a GenBank genome assembly.